Messenger RNA from Erigeron canadensis, 2653 nucleotides. RefSeq names its product beta-D-xylosidase 1. Bases 42 to 2369 code for a protein of 775 amino acids. Gene Ontology annotation, cellular component: plant-type cell wall. Lineage: Eukaryota; Viridiplantae; Streptophyta; Magnoliopsida; Asterales; Asteraceae. Gene Ontology annotation, molecular function: xylan 1,4-beta-xylosidase activity; alpha-L-arabinofuranosidase activity. The record is from RefSeq and is a predicted model, not a curated record. The transcript is spliced from 7 exons. Gene Ontology annotation, biological process: xylan catabolic process; arabinan catabolic process.
CAUUUCCUUUCUUCAACUCAAACCAAACUUCACACACAAAAAUGGUCCCAAAACCUCACACCAAAUGCAUUCUUUCACCAUCCUUCUUGUUCAUUCUUCUAAUCAUUUUCUUGGUUUUCAAUUUUGGUGAAUCAAGACCACCAUUUGCUUGUGACCCUAGUAAUAGGGUCACUAAAGACCUCCCAUUUUGUCGUCUAAACUUACCAAUUAGAGACAGAGUUAGGGACUUGCUAGGAAGACUAACUUUGCAAGAAAAGGUAAGACUAUUAGUCAAUAAUGCAGCCGCGGUGCCUCGGCUAGGAAUUCAAGGUUACGAGUGGUGGUCCGAAGCGUUACAUGGCGUAUCGGAUGUUGGUCCAGGAACCAAGUUUCUUCCAACGUUUCUUGGCGCUACUCAAUUUCCUCAAGUCAUUACAACUGCUUCGUCAUUUAAUGAUAGUUUGUGGGAACAAAUUGGUCAGGUGGUGUCAAAUGAAGCACGGGCAAUGUACAAUGGAGGAAAGGCAGGGCUAACGUUUUGGAGCCCAAAUGUGAAUAUUUUUAGGGAUCCAAGAUGGGGCCGCGGUCAAGAAACACCGGGGGAAGAUCCAGCAUUGGCUGCUCGCUAUGCUGUUCGAUAUGUAAAAGGACUUCAAGGCAAUGUGGGUAAUAGCCUUAAGGUUGCAGCCUGUUGUAAACAUUACACGGCGUAUGAUCUUGAUAAUUGGAAUGGCGUCGAUCGCUUUCACUUUAAUGCCAAGGUGAGUAAACAAGAUUUGGAAGACACAUAUAAUGUACCUUUUAAGGCUUGUGUUUUAGAAGGUAAAGUUGCAAGUGUAAUGUGUUCUUACAAUCAAGUCAAUGGGAAGCCUACUUGUGCCGACUCGAAUCUCCUCAAGAACACGAUUCGUGGGCAAUGGCGCCUAAACGGUUACAUUGUUUCGGAUUGUGAUUCGGUUGGGGUUAUGUAUGAUAGCCAACAUUACACGGCUACACCAGAAGAUGCAGCCGCGGUUAGCAUCAAAGCAGGUCUUGAUUUGGAUUGUGGCCCACAUUUAGCUGUUUAUACAGAGGGGGCUGUAAAACAAGGAAAGCUAAAAGUGGCUGAUAUUGAUGGGGCCUUGGCGAACACUAUAGCGGUUCAAAUGCGCUUGGGCAUGUUUGAUGGGCCGAAACAGCCAUAUGCAAACUUAGGGAUAUCGGAUGUUUGCUUAAUGUCAAGUAACCAACUUGCUCUAGAAGCGGCCCGUCAAGGAAUAGUUCUUUUAGAUAACCGUGGGCACGGCCCACCAUUGUCAGUAGUGCGACAUCGUACUGUUGCUGUUAUUGGGCCCAAUUCCGAUGUCACCGUGACCAUGAUAGGAAACUAUGCUGGCAUUGCUUGCGGGUAUACAACACCACUACAAGGUAUAGCUAGAUACGUUAAGACGAUUCACCAAGCCGGGUGUAGUGAUGUAAGUUGUAGAGGGAACCAAUUGAUUGGGCCGGCUGAAGGAGCUGCCAGACAGGCCGAUGCAACCGUUUUGGUUAUGGGCCUUGAUCAAUCUAUUGAAGCUGAAGCAAGAGAUCGGGCUAACAUACUCCUUCCUGGACAUCAACAAGAGCUCAUAUCAAGAGUUGCUAAGGCUUCUAGAGGCCCGUGUGUUCUCGUCAUUAUGUCUGGAGGUCCUGUUGACGUUACUUUUGCGAAAAAUGAUCCUCGGAUUUUGGCUAUUAUCUGGGCUGGGUACCCGGGCCAAGCUGGUGGGACUGCUAUUGCCGACGUUUUGUUUGGAACUACUAAUCCAGGGGGGAAGUUGCCUAUGACAUGGUACCCACAACAAUACUUGGCUAAGGUACCUAUGACAAAUAUGGGAAUGAGGGCUGACCCGGCCCACAACUACCCAGGUCGGACCUACCGUUUCUACAAAGGGCCCGUUGUCUAUCCAUUUGGGCAUGGUCUAAGUUACACAACUUUUCGACAUUCCAUAGCUAAAGCGCCAACAUCACUCUCUGUCCCUAUGCUAUCAAUCCACCUAGAGAACAACAACUCGACGACCCUAACCAAUGGGGUCCGCGUAUCCCAUACGAAAUGCUCUGCCCUCUCCAUGGGCUUACACGUUGACGUGGAGAAUACAGGAACCAUGGACGGAACCCACACCGUGAUGGUAUUUUCAAGCCCACCAGAAGGAAAAUGGGCCACACAUAAGCAAUUGGUGGCCUUUCAAAAGGUCCAUGUGGUGGCUGGUGGGCUACAAAGGGUUUUACUUGACCUUCAUGUGUGCAAACAUUUGAGUGUGGUUGACAAAUUUGGGAUCCGAAGGGUUCCAAUGGGUGAGCACACUCUUCACAUUGGUGAUCUCAAGCAUUCUUUAGCCAUUAAACCAACAAUCCAAGAAAUCAAAUAUUGAUACUUACUAAUCUUUUUUGUAUUUGACCUUUUGUUAAAAAAAAAAAUUUUAAUUACUAUUAAAAGUUGCAUUUUUUUAAACCUCCUGCUUUUGCCCGAGUUAAAACUGCAACUGUAUAUGGGGUGUUUAUUAGCUUGAUUUAGUUUGCUUUUUAAUUCCAAAGGAAAUUACGAAGGGGCUAGAAACCUGAAGAUGUGAAUAAGCUUGAUUUGUGUGCUUUUCAUGUGUAAACUUUAUUGCAACAACUUAAAAGAAAAAUGUGAAUACACAUUGAAUUUUCAUAA